Messenger RNA from Drosophila willistoni, 3731 nucleotides. Its product is annotated as pyridoxal-dependent decarboxylase domain-containing protein 1. The record is from RefSeq and is a predicted model, not a curated record. NCBI's taxonomy places the organism in Eukaryota, Metazoa, Arthropoda, Insecta, Diptera, Drosophilidae. Bases 85 to 2661 code for a protein of 858 amino acids. Gene Ontology annotation, biological process: carboxylic acid metabolic process. Gene Ontology annotation, cellular component: intracellular membrane-bounded organelle. Gene Ontology annotation, molecular function: pyridoxal phosphate binding; carbon-carbon lyase activity. The transcript has 6 exons.
GGAUAGUCCCCCCCAAUACGAAAACAAACCGAGUUGGGGCAAUUUGGCUAAGAUACAAAGAAUAAAAAUUGGAAAACUAUAAUCAUGUCAACGGCUGGUGGAGCUGCUGAUGACGAACCGUCGACACCGCUGCCAGCGUCGGCAGCGCCAGCAGCGAGUCCAAGUGACGCCAAGGAGCAGGAAUCGGCGCCAGCAAUGGCCGAAAUAGCCGCCUCCAGCAUACGUUCUGGUCUGGCCGAGUUGGAAUUAAGAUCGUCACAAGUGCUGCAACGUUUGGAGAAUGUCAAAACUGUGCCGGCCGAUGAAGAGGAACACGAACGAAAGGAUGCAACGGCAACGGCGGCGGCGGCGGCGGCAGGAUCGACAACAACAACUGCAACAACAACAACAACAACAGCUGAGGAGGAACGCUUGCGAGCCGAGCAUCGAGUGCCGUCGGAUAUAUUGAAAUCAUUGGAACAACUUGUGGCCUAUACGGAUAAUGAUGAUGAUCCCGAAUUCCCACUGCCGGCUCUCGAUGAUGUGUCCCAUUUGGCAUUGAUAUCGCACAGCAUUGUUGCCUAUCUAUCACAUUUGGAUAGACAGCAUCUGCUUAGGGUGACAAAUAGCAUUUCAGGUGAUGCGACCAGAUGGCUGGGAUCUUUGUUCCAUUUUCGUCAUCCUGCCAGCAGUUUCCAUGCAGACAAUGCGGAUGCAGUGCUGCGUACCGUCCGUCUGGCCAUAGUGGCACGUUGUCCAGGCUAUCUGGAAGGCGGUAUUCCCGCAUUGGCACAUCCUUGCUUCUAUAUAUCAGAGAAUACAACGCCUGUGCGUCUGCAGUACGCGUGCCGGCAAUUGGGCAUACCAUUGGAUGCCAUUAAGGUCAUACCGGAGCACAGUCAGUAUGGCACCAUGGAUUUGGCAUUGCUGCAGAAGCAAAUCCAGCACGAUGUCACAGCGCAAAAGACACCGUUGCUGGUCGUUGCCGAUAUUGGAGCUUCACUGUGUGGCCAUGUCGACAAUCUGCAGAGGCUAAAGGAUCUGUGCAAGACACAUCAGAUAUGGCUACAUGCCAGCGGUCAUGGAUUGGCCGCUUUGGUCUGUCAAUCGAAUGCCGGCCAGGUGGUGGAUGAUUUCGUCCAUUCGAUGGCACUAAAUUUGGGCAGUUGGCUGGGUGUGCCCAGUUUGCCUAUCGUUUUGCUGCAUCGUCCAUUACAGAAUUCAGCUCUGAGUGCCUUUGAAUCCGAUCCGAUCCUGUCCAGGCGUCUGAAUUCUCUGUCGCUAUGGACCAGCUUACAGGCGCUUGGCCGCAAAGCAAUCGCCGAGCGUCUACAUGUAGCAUUCCAGACAUGCAGUAUUCUCUACGAGAUUGCCUCCAAAUGUGAGGGCAUACGAGUUCUGAGCCAUUCGCCCGGUGCCCAGACAGGAGCAAGUCUCUCGGAGAUCAUCAAUGGACCCCUAGAUGUAAAUUCGCUAUUUGAUGCAGCUGCUCCAGUUGUCGUCUAUCAGUUUGAUGGCAGCACGACCAUUCCGUUGGAUUCUGUUGGCCCUGCCAGUGCAGCGGCAGCUGUAAUCGAGCCGGGCCUGAAACCUCUGGAGAAGAUCAGCAAUGCUUCCUACUUUGAUCGCCUCAACUCAUGGCUGGGCCAGAUCCUGCAGCGGGAUUGCCCCAAUUUUGACUUUGAGGUCAUCGAGCAUCCAACACAUGGCAGCUGCAUACGCUACUGUCCAUUGGAACUGGGUCUGGGCGAGCAACCACCCAGCUCCGAGAAUCUUGAGAGCUUUGCACAAAGUCUAGAGGCACAUGUGGAUAUUUUAAGAGCCACCAUCAAACACAAGGCACGUUUCAUCCAUUUGGUCGAGCACAGCGAUGUCCUUCGUCUGGUCCCACUGCCCGAAUGGGCUGGCAUGGGCGGUGUACGUUUUGUGCCCGAGGGCUGGGAAUCCCUGCUAACCGAUCAGGCCAAAACGGAACUGAAUAAAUUGAAUAUCGAUUUGGUUGAGGCAUUAAAAUCAACCGAUAACGCCUUCUCGCUGGGCGAGGGUACAGAUGGUUUAAUCUGUGUACGCUUUGGCAUGGUCACCCAUGAGACUGAAGUGGAGGAGCUGCUCGACCUUGUGGUGCAAGUGGGUAAAAGCGUGCAAGAGAAUUCCCGUGUAUUGGACACCAUGUCGGAGAUAGUGAAAAAGGGCAUUGAGGCGGCCACAGCCGAUUUGCAGCGUGAAUCUGAGGAGAAAUUAUGGCAAGAGGGCAUCUUGCGACAUGUCCCUGUGGUUGGGCGCGUCUUCAAUUGGUGGUCGCCGCCAGCUAAAGAGUCUGGCAUCAAGGGCCGCAGCCUUAAUCUCACCCAGGGUGUGGUCGAGAGUACCGAAAACAUAUACAAAUAUCAUAUGCAAAUGACUGGCGCGACUGCCCAUCAAUUCCCAGCGAAUCGGUCACCGCCUACGCCCAUGGUACAGACGCCAGUGGGUGGCACCAAUACAACAACGCCACCAACUUUUCCCACUGUCGAACCGGAGACACUGCAGGAGAAGUCGCCAGAAUCGGAGGCCACAGUGGGAGGCACGGCAGCUCCCAUUGGCAAUCAUGUGGAUCAUAAUCGUACUGUUAGCCAGAGCAGUGCCGGUUCCUCCUCAGUGCCCGAGUUGGUGGCCGUCAAUAGUGCAAUUAACAAUAAUUAAAAACAAAUAACAAACAAUUACAAGCCAAGAGAAGGUGUCCAGGACAACGACGCAAAGCACAGAUCAUCAGAACAGAAAAAGGAUAACCAAUUAAUGAUUAAGCAAACAUAUUCUCCUUAAAACGCUGCAGACACACACACAAACACACACACACACACACACACAUACAUACACACACACACACAUAUAUAUAAUUCCAAAGAAAUUGUUUUUCUUUUAUACUUAUAAUUGUAUAUCUAUUUAUCUAUUCCCAAUUUUUUUUAAAUAUUUUUAUUAUAUUCUUUUAUUAUUAUUAACUCUUUCUCAUCCAAUUUGCUCGCUUCCUAUGACUUCGAAUCAUAUUCGUUUAUAUUCAAAAUCAAUUCUUUGAACUAAAGAUAAUCUAAAUUUCAAUUGAACUUCAAAAACAGUUCCAUAUUGUAUUCUUGCAAUCGAAUUCAAUUCAUCUUUAAUGUGUAUAUAAAACUAAGCUAGAGAAUGAAAGAGAAAUUCAGAGAAAAAUUACAAACUAUUUGUUUCGGUUAACCCAGAUGCCAGUCAGAAUCAGAAUCGGUUAAACCGCUCUAAUUUCAAUAUUUUCACAUUUUAUUUUUUUGUUUGUUAAUUAACUAAAUUGCAGUUGUUGUCGCUGCUAAUUGUUGUGAGUGAAAAUUUCAUUGGUUUUCCAAUUUUUCCGUUUUUUUUUUGUUCCUUUCCACUUUCUAAAUUCCUUGCCUAAUUUAUUAUUCAGUAAAUAUAUAUAUAUUUAUAUAUAUAUAAAGUGCACAUACAUAUACAUACAUACCUUUGAUCGAUGACAAUGUUCAAUUGUAAAGCAAUAAUUUGCACUAUAUUUAUUCUUAUUAUUUGUUUAGAUUCGUAAGACAAAAAACAAACAAACAAUUAUAUUAUAUAAAACAAAAAUGGAUAAAUAUAUAUAUAUUUAUUAUAUCUGACCUAUUCCUGCUGACAAAACAAAUAACUGCACAAACAAAAACUAAGAAAUAAAAGGAAAAAACAAACAAAAAUUAGUGUAAACAAACCAAAACAGAAUGAGAAAACAUAAAUAAAUUUGUGAGAAAAGAAAAAUA